Ciona intestinalis (vase tunicate) is the source of this 2674-nucleotide messenger RNA. Lineage: Eukaryota; Metazoa; Chordata; Ascidiacea; Phlebobranchia; Cionidae. The record is from RefSeq and is a predicted model, not a curated record.
ACUGGAGUAAAUUCAGACCUUAAAUUCUAGAACACUGUUGUUGUUUUGGCUGCAACUCAGCAGAGUGUUUGUCUAACAAGAAAUGCACACCGGAUACACAGAGUAUUGAGAUUUUCAGACGUUUUCUUCAACAGUGUAGUUCGCACGGUAAACGAUUGAAGCUCGCAUUCGUCUCAACGUAUCAACUUCAUAACGCUAUAGGUCGACAACUUGCUUUAUUGGCGCAGAAACGAGCGGCAUCAAGCUACGGAAAAGUUUGAGGACAGCACGCGUAUAAGAAAGCUGCUACGGCCCUCUUAACAUAAAACAUAGCAGGGCUUUUGUAGCAUUAAACAAGUGUGCGAAAGCAAAAACAUGAAAGAACGUUUUACACUGAAAAGUUGCGCCAGUACGCCCAACGGGCGGGCUGAGUAUAGUUUCUGAAAAACGCAAAAUUUGUCGCUUAAUUAUAAACAAAGUUGCAUCAGAUGUUACAGUUACGCAACACGACUGUUCAAUAGUUAAUACUCAAUCUUAAUGCAUUAGUUUAAAUUAGGGUAAAGUAUUUCAAUGAACAACGUGAUCGAAGUACAGUCCACCGCUAUAUUGUCUAACAGGUCACUCACAGGAUAUGCAAAGGAAACAGUGUAAAGUUAGAUCACCAUGAAAUAAGAAUGGAAAUAGGCUUAGUUUCUUAAGCGCCUAAAACUUCUAGCCUCAGCAACUACCAAAGCAGCAAUGAAGCAGCUCAAAUCUUUGCUCCAUAAGUUCGGUACAGCUUUAGUAAGAAAGAAGAGUUUCUCGACUGAAGUCUCAACAGACCAGCUGCGAAGAUGUCUCCGUUUAUUCGACGUUACAGCUUUAUCUCUUGGCGCAAUGCUCGGUGUUGGUAUUUACGUAACUACGGGCACUGUGAUUCACAAUACAAGUGGACCGUCUGUCAUUAUUAGCUACUUGCUUGCAGGAAUAGCAUCUGGACUUUCGGCAGUUUGCUACGCAGAACUCUGUGCCCGAAUUCCGGCCACUGGUUCGGCUUACCAGUUCACUUAUUUUACACUGGGUGAAAUAUGGGGUUUUCUGGUUGGUUGGAACGUCGCAUUUGAACAUGCUGUCGGUGCCGCAUCUGGUGGGAGGGCAUUAGCUGAAGUAAUAGACGAAUUCUCGAACCACACGAUCAGGAAUUACAUGGAAAAACAUGUACCCUUGCCUGGUGGGAUAUUGGCAAGUUAUCCUGACUUUAUUGGAACAGCUUUUAUGAUAUUAUGUGUUGGUUUAGUAGCUUCUGGUAUCAAAUCAUCAUCAACGGGAAAUAUUGUUUUGGGUUCAAUCAACAUUUUCGUGAUAUUGUUUAUAAUAUGCGCCGGACUGCAUUACGCAGACAUACGCAACUGGACCGAAGUAAAAGGUGGAUUUUUUCCUUACGGGUUUUCUGGUGUUCUUAGCGGAACGGCAGUUUUAAUUUUCUCAUACGUUGGCUACGAAGUCGUCGCAUCCACAACUGAAGAAUCUAUUAACCCGGGCAGAGAUGUCCCGCUGGCUCUUCUUAUAUCCCUUUCAAUAAUAACUGUCCUAUACGUGCUUACAUCUAUUGCAAUAACACUGAUGGUUCCGUGGAACAAAAUAUCCGUGACAGCUCCUUUCACGAACGCUUUCCAGCAAAAGGGUUUAAACUGGGCCGUGUACAUCGUGUUUAUUGGACUCGCAACGUCCGUAUUCACGAGCACGAUUGCUAUUUUCAUUGUCGUGCCACGCUAUUUGUUUGCAAUGGCAAGAGAUGGGUUAUUGUGGCCAAUAUUUCAUAAAGUUAACGAAAGGACAAAGGUACCAGUUUUUGGCACUAUUGUUUGUGGGAGUUUGGUCAUUCUGCUUGAUAUAUUCUUCAGCGUUUCUCAGUUGGUGGAAUUUCUUGCGAUCGGACAACUCUUUGCUUGUACUUUCGUGUCCAUAUGUGUGAUUCGGCUACGUUAUGAGCCGUAUGAAAACCAAAGGUUGAGCAAUUUUGAAGAGGAGAAUUUGCUCUUAGAAGGCUUAAAAAACGACCACGAAGCUGGAUUAGUGAAAGAGUCAAUUCUAAUAUCCAAGUUCGGAUCAUAUUUUAAGUGGACUCAAAAAUACCGUCCUGGCCAAGUAGUUUUUUACAGUUUGAUUGUUGCAAUUGCCUUCAUAUCUGGGGAGAUGUUUCUUUUAACGUAUGGGAGUCGUUAUUCAGAAACCUGGUGGUUCAUUAUUAUCUCUAUCAUCUUAGUAACGUGUACUCUGCUAAGCUUGUGUUUUAUUCUCACGUUUGAACAAAACACCCAAGGAAGUGGGUUCAAGGUCCCGUUCGUGCCAUUCAUACCUUUCUUAAGUAUCGUUAUCAAUCUAUGGCUUAUGUUGAAUCUUCAUGUUAUGACCUGGGUGCGGUUCGGUAUAUGGAAUGUACUUGGUCUACUUAUCUACUUUCUGUACAGUUUUUCGCACAGCAAGCAUUCAAGUGCCGUCAUAUCAAAUUAAAGCUGUUUCGGAAAAAGGGCUCACCAAACAUUUUUUCAGGUUUAUUUUUCGAAAAUUUAGAACUGAAUAUAUAUGUAUUUUGACACUUAAGUAGCAACAGAAUAAAUGCAAUAAAUAAAUAGAAGGCUGCCGUUUUACAUAAAUCAAUGAUCGAAAUGUAGAAUUAAUUGGUAUUUUUUGUAACUGAUAAUUUGGUCCAAAU